AUGGAAGUAGAUAGAAUUCUGUACAUUUUCGGAAGCUUCUCGCGUAAAAAACAAGACCGAAGAAAAUCAUUGGAGCCGUCUUCAAUAAGCGCCGGAAACAGUCCCUUACAUUUGCAAAAGUCUGCGAGACCAGCCAGCCAGAGUCUUUGUGUUGGAUUACGAGCAUCUGCAUAUAACGAAGGCAGGAAGAGCAGGGUGAAGGAUUGGGAAUGUUCGCUCUGCAAAAAGGAGCUAGUGGAACCGCGGCUCUUGGGAUGUCUUCAUAGCUUCUGUACAAGAUGUCUACAAGGCCUACCUCGAGAAGAGGAAAUAGACGUGUGGAAUGAAGUUGAUGAUGGAACAAUACUAUCAGAUCCUGGAGAGUCCAGAUCGGCAUCCGGUGCUGGGUCGGCAGGAUCGGGUUAUGAGAGCGACGCCCGCAACUCCGGCUCUGACGGUAGCCUUGAUCUCAAGCCUCAAAAAUGUGGCAUCUUUACUAAAAAGGUGUCGGGAAAGACUGUUCAGUUCCUAAUGUGCCCGACAUGUGGACACGAAACCCAGCUGCCUGCUGGAGGAAUAUUGGAGUUACCACUGAACUACGUACUGCUGAGGAAAAUUUCAUUUGCGGACAAUGAGGACAUCGGAGUAUUGUGUGACUUAUGUAAUAGUGAUAAUAAGGCCGAAAGUCGCUGCAGACAGUGCCUCGUCAGUGUAUGCUCGUCUUGUGGCAAAGACCAUGGGAAACAGAAGUCAACGACUAGACACUCUCUUGAGCCCAUCGAGCCUCCGAUGAAGUACUGCAGUCAGCAUCCUAGGUCGGAGCUCAGUGUUUACUGCGCUACAUGUCAACAGGUGAUAUGUCGAGACUGCAGCAUGAUAUCGCACGCGGGUCACGCUCUGGCCAGCGCUGCACGGGCUGCAGCCGAGCGGGUUCGCUUGCUGCGGGACGCUUGCGAGCGCGCCAAGCUGGUGCCCGAGAACGUGGAUCGAGCUGCGAGGACUUUGAAUGUGGAAGCGUUGGAGGCUGACGAGCACGCUUCGCAAGUAGAGGCGGAGGUGCGCGCGUGGGCGGAGCAGUACAAGCGCGCGGUGGACGCGCACACACGCGCGCUCUGCGCCGCGGCCGCGCGUGCGCGCGCCAGGCAGAGGCAGCGCACCGAGCGCACGCACCAGCUGCUGCAGCAGCGCGCGGACCUCGCACAGCACGCCGUGCGCUUCACGGAGGAGCUGGUGAGCGAGGGGCGGCAGGAGGAGGUGCUGAUGCUGAGCGGCGCGGCGCUGCGGCGGCUGGCGCGCCUCACCGAGCUGCGCACACCGCCCGCGCGCUUGCCGCUGCGCUUCGCCGCGGCUGCAAGAGCCGCGCCCGACUCCGUGCUCUACGGCCGCCUGCUCACACAGGCGCCGCACCCCGACGCCUGUCUGCUGCACGCUGAAGGUCUUCAAGAUCUGCACGUUGACUGCGAACACGAAGCCAUAUUGGAACUACGCGACAGCAGCGGUGAGCGGAUUUGGUGUGGAGGGGAACAGGUAGAGGGAUAUUUCAGAAGAAGCGACUCGAGUGCGCGUCCGCAGAGCGCGCGCGUGCUGGACCGCAACGACGGCACGUACGGCGUGCGCGUCACGCCCACCACGCCCGGCGCGUACUGGCUCGCCGUCACCGUCAAUAGCACGCCCAUCAAGGGCAGUCCGUUUGCGUGUGCGGCACGCGUGUUCAAGUCGCACUCGGGACAAUUCCACUGCUGCACGUUCUGCUCGACGGGUGGCCGCCGAGAUAUCGCCUGCGGCUGCGGGGCCACUAUGCCCGGGUAUAAAGGUUCGAGUCCCUUUUAUUAUACUAUAUUACGAUCAACAUAG
Parnassius apollo (apollo) is the source of this 1833-nucleotide messenger RNA. The record is from the annotation of a GenBank genome assembly. NCBI's taxonomy places the organism in Eukaryota, Metazoa, Arthropoda, Insecta, Lepidoptera, Papilionidae.